This is a messenger RNA of Cryptomeria japonica (Japanese cedar), 2160 nucleotides long. RefSeq names its product peroxisomal nicotinamide adenine dinucleotide carrier. The transcript is spliced from 11 exons. Gene Ontology annotation, biological process: transmembrane transport; nucleotide transport. Bases 790 to 1872 code for a protein of 360 amino acids. The record is from RefSeq and is a predicted model, not a curated record. Lineage: Eukaryota; Viridiplantae; Streptophyta; Pinopsida; Cupressales; Cupressaceae.
CACGUAAAUGCCAUACUCCAAUAUAUUCUGUUUUGGAUAUUCCUUUCUUCGCUUUCCCUCCCAAUUCUUUUUUCUUUUUUAUUAUAUUUUACUUACAAAUUCUCCCUUGCAGUUUAUUUUUUUAGCAUUCAAAGACAAUUUACUCGGUUAAGCUCAGGGAUUUCAAAUCAGAUUUUCUCCGUCGACACAUGAUAAAUGGACUUGAAGUUUAUUAAUAGGAGACAUAGUUUACAUCGAAUUUAUUAUGAUCACCGGUGAUUUCUGUCUGAAUUUAGUUUGAGCAGGCGAUCUGUUGUUUUUCCAAUACUGUUAAUCAAAAGCUUCUGUCACAAUUUCCAUCAGAAGUUCUCGUACAUUGUUGCUCCAAGUAUCUGUUUUUGCUGGUGCUACCUGAAAUCUAUUUCCCAGUCAUUUAGCGGGAACAGGGAUUUGGCCGGAGGCUUGGGCUGAUCGAGAUUCAUUUCACCAUGAUCCCUGUCGUUUGAUAUAGAAUGAAGCAGUAGGCGGGUCAAUUAAUCGAUGGAGUUUUAGAGUCCUAAUACUGCGAUAGCUUACGGGACAACUGGCAGCGUGCGUUUGAUCGCCAAUGACCGACGCGUUGGUGUCAAUCGACGGAAAAAUUAAAAUUUCUGGCAAUUGGCGCGUAUCUUUUGGCACUCGGAAAACACCGUUUUGCCAUGCAAUGCAUGGCCGUAGGCGAUCUUGAAAUAGUAAAAUUCAGAAGGGUCAAUUACCGAGUUUCGGAAAAGAUUACUUUUAGAGUUCUCGUAUGUUCUGGUAAUUGACAGAAUGUCUGAGGCUUUGAUCAAUGGUUUGGCUGGCGCCGCAGGAGGGAUUGUGGCGCAGUUGAUCACAUACCCUUUGCAAACGGUUAAUACAAGGCAACACACUGAGAGGAAACUGAAAAAAGCUUCAGAUGAAGAUUUGGAGAAUAUAUCCGAAAAGAAGCUGCAGAAGCACCAUGGAACUCUGCAUCUAAUGUGCCAGGUUAUUAGGGAUGAAGGUUGGUGUAGAUUGUAUGGUGGGCUUAUGCCUUCUUUGGUGGGUACAGCAGCAUCUCAGGGUAUCUACUAUUAUUUUUAUCAGAUCUUUCGAAGCAAGGCAGAGAAAAUUGCUCUUGACCGAAGAAAAAAUGGUAAAGGUGAUGGUUCAGUUGGAAUGCUUUCUUCUCUUCUUGUUGCAGCAUUUUCUGGGUGUUUGAACGUAUUGUUUACAAAUCCAAUAUGGGUUGUUGUCACACGCAUGCAGACACAUUCAAAAGUUCAAAAGAGACAUUUGCAUGCGAAGGAUGAUAAUUCUACUCAUCUGAUUACUGAGCUUCCUGCAACUUCUACAACUGAUAUAUUUGUCCCACAGUUGACAGAAGUUCAUCAUUUUGGAACAGCACAUGUGGUACAAGAGGUUUAUGAUGAAGCAGGACUUAUGGGAUUCUGGAAAGGAGUUAUGCCAACUCUUAUAAUGGUGAGUAAUCCAUCCAUUCAGUUUAUGCUUUAUGAGACUUUAUUAAAACGCCUUAGAGCCAAACGUGCCCUGAACAAGCCAGGCCUCCAGAGCAUAAGUGCCGUAGAGAUUUUCUUACUUGGAGCACUCGCGAAACUUGGUGCGACUGUCACAACAUAUCCUCUAUUGGUUGUUAAGUCAAGGCUUCAGGCAAAACAGCAAACCGGUAGUGAUAAUGCACAUCAAUAUACAGGUACUUUGGAUGCCAUUGCAAAGGUGAUUCACCAUGAAGGGUUGUCUGUGCUUUAUAAGGGCAUGAGCACAAAGAUAGUGCAGAGUGUACUUGCAGCUGCAAUACUUUUUAUGAUUAAAGAGGAGCUAGUAGAGGCUAUUCGUAAAAUGGUAUCAAGGAACCAAAAAUUGAUUAAAUAGGGAAGAAUCCGACCCUAUUUGGUUAUUUAUUUGAAUCAGAUUUGCAAAAUGAAAAAAAUCUUUUUAACAUUUAGUGUGGAUAACAUGUCUGCUUUCCACAUUUAAACCAUAAUUUGUUGAAUAUGGUGUCAAGCGGUAGUCUAUUGGAUGAAAGGUUCUGGUUUAUUUAACCAUUUAAAAAUGUACAUGGCAUUAUUUGCUCUUGCAGCAGAACGAAUAAACGUUUUUAACAUUUUGUAUAUCAUACAAUAAUACAUGUCUCCUUAGCCUCUCGCUAAUUAAAUUAAA